UUUUUGAGCAGACUGAGUUUUUUUUCCACCCACUGGGCUCUGAUGUUACUGUGCAGGAGCAGGGAAAGAGCAGUUGGGCAAACCUUAGACAAGCCCCUUCCCUCUCUGAGCCUCAGUUUCAUCAGCCUCAAAAUGGGAAUGAUGUCUCUGAGGACUGUUGAGGAUUCCAUGUGAUGGUACUCAUGGAACAGAUUUCUAAACUAAAGCCUGGUCUCAAUGUGAAGUGUGGCCGCAGUAGUGGUUGAAAGAGCUGAAAGUGUUUUUGUGGCACUUUGCAAACAUAUGAGAGACAACAGUGUAACUACAAUUGUAUUAAUUAUUUUUUAACUUUUUAUUUUAAAAUAAUUUCGGAUUUACAGAAAAUGUCUGUAAUGCCUGGGGAAGCUAUCUGCGUAGCAGUUAAAGAGAACUGAAAGCAAGGGCUUAAAAAAAAAUCACUGUCUGAAAUGUCUGAUGAUACCACAGUAUAACAGCUGCUAACAAAUUGUCAUAUCCAUAUCAAUCUAGAAAUGUGUGUCUCAGCCAGGGCUUCCCCCCCCCCCCAGGGCCAUUUGCACUGUCUGGAGACAUGUUUGGAUGUCACAACUGGGGGGAAACUUCUAGCAUAUAGUGGGGGAGUUAUGACUGGCAUUAAGCAGGUACAAACCAAGGAUACUGCUCAACAUUCUACCAUCCUACAGGACAGCCCCACAAUAAAGAAAUAUCUGGCCCAAAAUACUAAUCAGUUAAGGAAGUUACUGACGUUAAGGAACCCAGUUCUAGAAAUUUGAAAAGCAGAGUAUAUGAAGUAUAUUUGUAUGCUUGGAGUAGGUUUAUUUAGAAGAAAAAUAUGUAAAUAUAAAAGUGCCUGUAGAUGAAUCACUGGGUUCUACUCCUGAAACCAAUACUACAUUGUAUGUUACUUAACUUGAAUUUAAAUAAAUUAAUUUUUUUAAAAAAGUUCCCAUAAGGUAAGAUCUGGCUAUUUCAAGAACAUUGUCCCAGAUAUGUGUUCACUUACUACUGUGAUGGUUAAUGUUAUGUGUCAACUUGACUGGGCCAUAGGGUGCCCAAACAGUUGAUCAAAUAUUAUUCUGAGUGUUUCUGUGAGGGUGUUUUUGGAAGAGAUUAACAUUUAAAUGAGUGGGCUUGAGUAAAGCAGAUUGCCCUCCUUACUGUAGGUGGGCCUCAUCCUGUCAGUUGAAAGCCUAAAUAGACCUGUCCACCUCCCACACACCCCCACAAACCACCCCCACCUCCAAGAAGAGAGAAUUCUGAUUCCAACUGAAACAUCCGCUAUUCCUGCUAGAUAGCCUUCAAACUGGGACCUCAGCACCUGGUUCUACACCACCUUUUGGCCUUCAUACUCAACCUGAGACAUCAGUUCUACAGAGUUCAGGUUUGCCAGCCUCCUCCAUAACAUGACCAAAAUGAAGAAGACAUCCCAGAUCUGCCAAUCCAAACUGCCAGACAACACUGCCUUGAAGCAGCAGCAAUUGCCCGCCUACCGGUUACAGCUCUCGGCCACUGGAGUCCUCUCUGGCUUUUUUGCCACAGGAGCAUUCUGCCUUGGUGUGGGCAUCAUCCUUAUAUUGUCUGCAAAGAGUAUCAAGGAAAUAGAGAUUAAAUACACAAAAAUAUGUGCAAAUUGUGCAGAACUGCGAGAAGAUGCUAUUAAUUUUGACAAAGAAUGCACCUGCUCUAUUCCCUUUUACCUUUCAGAGACAAUGCAGGGCAAUGUUUAUUUGUACUACAAGUUAUAUGGCUUCUAUCAGAAUCUUUACCGAUAUAUUCUAUCCAGAAGUAAUAGCCAACUGGUGGGUACAGAUUUAAAGGAUGUUGGAAACUGUGCUCCAUUUAGCAAGUCCCACAAUGGGACCCCCAUCGCUCCUUGUGGUGCUAUUGCCAACAGCAUAUUCAAUGAUACCAUCAUUCUUUCCUACAACCUUAAUUCAUCUAUACAUAUGGAAGUCCCAAUGCUAAGGAGCGGAAUUACAUGGUGGACAGAUAAGUAUGUCAAGUUUCGGAAUCCAAGUGCCAUUAAUCUUUCUAGUGCAUUUACAGGAACCGCAAAGCCCCCAUACUGGUCUAAACCUGUCUAUGAACUGGAUUUAGAGGAUACAGAAAACAAUGGCUUCCUCAAUGAUGACUUCAUUGUGUGGAUGCGGACAGCUGCCUUUCCCACUUUCAAAAAACUAUACCGUCGACUCAAUCGAGUACAGUAUUUUAUUGAAGGCUUGCCUGCUGGUAACUACAGUUUCAACAUUACCUACAAUUUUCCAGUAACCAGGUUCAAAGGAGAAAAAUCAGUUGUUCUUUCCACCCUGACAUGGAGUGGAGGCAGUAGCCUUUUCUUAGGUCUCACCUACACAGUGACAGGAGCUGUGACAUGGUUGGCUGCCUUUUCCAUGAUGGCAAUCCACUUGAUGCUGAAAGAAAAGAGAACGCUCUUCAUCCAGCGAUAAAGUCAAGUUUUAAAAAGAAAACAAGAAAACACAGAAAUGGACAAUGAAGCAACUAACAGAGCCAAUGAUUUCUGACAAGGCUUGAAAUGACUGGGAUGUUUCAUCAAGGGGAACUGGAUUGACCAACCAAGUGCAAUCCCAGAAAGAUAAAUACUGAGAGUUUCAGGGUGAAGAAGAGGAAGAAGAGGGGGAGAAAGCAGUGGAGGAGGAAGGAAGGAACAGCAUAAUUAUGUAUUUAGUAAAGUGUCCUUGGAAUGGGAAA
Messenger RNA from Herpailurus yagouaroundi (jaguarundi), 2706 nucleotides. RefSeq names its product cell cycle control protein 50C-like. Gene Ontology annotation, biological process: phospholipid translocation. Lineage: Eukaryota; Metazoa; Chordata; Mammalia; Carnivora; Felidae. The record is from RefSeq and is a predicted model, not a curated record. Gene Ontology annotation, cellular component: Golgi apparatus; plasma membrane; endoplasmic reticulum. Bases 1401 to 2444 code for a protein of 347 amino acids. The transcript is spliced from 8 exons.